AUGGAGGUAAAUUGUUUAACACUAAAAGACCUGAUCAACCCUAGGCAGCCCAGACUAGAUUUUGUGAUUGAAGAUGGGGAGAAUGCACAAAAGGAAAAUAUAUUUGUUGACCGAUCAAGGAUGGCUCCGAAGACUCCAAUAAAAAAUGAACCAAUUGAUUUAUCCAAACAAAAAAUCUUCACUCCAGAAAGAAAUCCAAUUACUCCAGUUAAGCUUGUCGACCGACAACAGGUAGAACCAUGGACACCCACAGCUAACCUGAAAAUGCUCAUUAGUGCAGCCAGCCCUGACAUAAGGGACCGGGAGAAGAAAAAGGGACUGUUCAGACCCAUCGAAAACAAGGAUGUUGCAUUUGCAGACUCUCUACAGGUUGAAUUGAUUGACUUUCUACCUUUGCUGGACAUUGCGUUGAGCAUCAUGCAAAGUGUUGAAAGGAGACGCAUCUAUGACAUUGUAAAUGUGCUAGAGUCUCUGCAACUGGUCAGCCGGGUGGCCAAGAAUCAGUACGGCUGGCACGGUCGGCACAGCCUGCCAAAAACCCUGAGGAACCUUCAGAGACUAGGAGAAGAGCAGAAAUAUGAGGAACAGAUGGCAUACCUUCAACAGAAAGAGCUAGACCUGAUAGAUUAUAAAUUUGGAGAACGGAAAAAAGAUGGCUAUCCAGAUUCCCAAGACCAACAGCUAUUGGAUUUCUCUGAACCUGAUUAUUCCUCUUCAUCUGCAAAUAGUAGAAAAGACAAAUCUUUGAGAAUUAUGAGCCAGAAGUUUGUUAUGCUGUUCCUCGUAUCCAAAACCAAGAUUGUUACUCUUGAUGUAGCUGCCAAAAUACUGAUAGAAGAAAGCCAAGAUACUCCAGAUCAUAGUAAAUUUAAAACAAAGGUACGACGCCUCUAUGACAUAGCCAAUGUUCUGACCAGCUUGGCUCUGAUAAAGAAAGUGCACGUAACAGAAGAACGAGGCCGUAAACCAGCCUUCAAGUGGAUUGGGCCUGUGGACUUCAGCACCAAUGAUGAAGAACUAGUGGAUGUUUCUGCAUCUGUCUUACCAGAAUUGAAAAGAGAAACAUAUGGCCAGAUUCAAGUUUGUGCAAAACAGAGGCUGGCUCGACAUAGUUCCUUUAAUACAAUUCAGGCUUCUGACAGGAUCAAGAGGGAAGUGAACUCAGAACCUAGCAGUCCUUACAGAGAAGAACAAGGAUCAGGUGGCUACUCCUUAGAAAUUGGAAGUCUGGCAGCUGUCUACAGACAGCAAAUAGAAGAAAAUUCACAGAGCAAAUCGUUUACCAGUAAGAGAGUAGUACCUCCAUCAAGCAGCCUGGAUCAUUUUCCUUUUCCUCCUUUCCCCAUCCUUCCUGUUGACUCAGAAUAUUCUGCUAGUCCUUUAGCCCAACAAGUAUUUUCGAUUCCUCAAAUGGACCGGCAGGCAUUCUCCACGCAGAAUGGUCUACGUGGACAAGUAGGCAUCUCACUCACUCCUGCAGCCUCUGACGUAGAGAACCUGAAACCAGCUGUGCUUGCCGGUCAGCCCUUGGUGUAUGUUCCCUCCACCUCACUAUUCAUGCUAUAUGGGGGCCUUCAGGAGGGUGUGCCCCCUGCGUCAGGCUCAGAGAGGGAUGGCGGAAGCACGGAAGUCUCAGCAGCAGCAGAGCUAUCACCUGUGUCCUCCGCUCAGAAGCGUGUCAGUGAGGAGAGGAAGCCUCAAGAGGAGGAACCAGCCAAUAAAAGACAAAGUAUGGAAUAUGAAGAUGGCCCCCUAUCCCUUGUCAUUCCCAAGAAACCUUCAGAUGUCACAAAACUCGCCUCUCCUAAGACUGUCAGUAAUACGGAAUCUAUGCCCCUUGAAGACAGCCACGUGAAUGGCCAACUCACUGCUGCAGAGGAGGGUUCAGGAAAGGCUAUGGCAAACUGCUUCAUCUCUCCCGGGUGGGGAGACCCUUCAAGAAGGACAAAGACUGAAAAGCCUUCAAAAGAAAAUGGAAGUACCAAAGAGUCCCCUUUGCUGCAGUAUCUUUAUGUGCAGUCUCCAGCUGGAUUGAAUGGUUUCAAUGUGCUUUUACCUGGCAAUCAGACCCCUCAUGCUGUGGGGCCAUCUUCAGGCCAAAUGCCAUCCCUCAGUGUUCCUUGUAUGGUCUUACCAUCUCCGACCCUGGGCCCUUUUCCAGUCCUAUAUUCUCCUACAUUGCCGGGGCUGGGUUCUUCUACUUCUGGCACACUUCCAAACAUAGGACCUGUGAAUUUUGGCUUGCCUGGCUUUGGAUCAACAGCUCAUCUUCUCAUUGGCCCUGCAACCAUGGUUCAUCCAAAGUCAUCAACACUCUGUUCUGCAGACCCUCCACUUCAGAGUCAGCCCUCACUGAACCCAAGUCCAGAGGUGUCACAGUCCUGCAGUGCCGUCCAGCCCAAAUCACCUGUUUAUGUGGGUCAUCCAGCCCCAGCAGUGAAGUUACAACAGUCACCAGCCCCAAUGACUCCAAAGAGCAUUCGACGGACACAUCGUGAAACAUUUUUCAAGACACCUGGCAGCCUUGGAGACCCUAUUACUAGGAGAAAAGAAAGGAAUCAGUCUCGAAACACCAGCUCAGCCCAGAGAAGACUAGAAAUUCCCAGCUGUGGAGCUGACUAA
This is a messenger RNA of Orycteropus afer afer, 2622 nucleotides long. It is a transcript of the gene E2F7, whose product is annotated as E2F transcription factor 7. Gene Ontology annotation, molecular function: RNA polymerase II cis-regulatory region sequence-specific DNA binding; DNA-binding transcription factor activity, RNA polymerase II-specific. Gene Ontology annotation, cellular component: RNA polymerase II transcription regulator complex. The record is from RefSeq and is a predicted model, not a curated record. The transcript is spliced from 12 exons. Gene Ontology annotation, biological process: regulation of transcription by RNA polymerase II. The coding region runs from base 1 to 2622 and encodes 873 amino acids. NCBI's taxonomy places the organism in Eukaryota, Metazoa, Chordata, Mammalia, Tubulidentata, Orycteropodidae.